This is a messenger RNA of Scatophagus argus, 4582 nucleotides long. It is a transcript of the gene tmem200b, whose product is annotated as transmembrane protein 200B. Lineage: Eukaryota; Metazoa; Chordata; Actinopteri; Scatophagidae. The record is from RefSeq and is a predicted model, not a curated record. Bases 262 to 1497 code for a protein of 411 amino acids. The transcript has 3 exons.
GGCACGGCACGGCACGGCUGUCCAUCGUUAAUGUGAAGCACAACUUGUGGCUCUCCAGUAGUGAAUUGGCUACAGUUCAGCUUCCGGUGCUGGCUGGAAAACAGAAGAUGACCGGGGUGAUGAGGAUGCGUCUUGAAAGAAGUGCAUUCCAGCGCAUACUUGUGCUGUGUAAUGAAAUGAGAUGUCGGCGUGCUGGAGGAUCAGAUGUGUAUCCACAUUAAGUCUUUUGACAGAGUGUAACCAGGAGCACUGACCCGUGCCAUGAAGACCCAGAAGGCCCGAGGUGUUACAACAACUUUAUCUUCCUGCCAAGGGAAGUCUCGCUUCACCUUACGAGGCAGAAAGAAGAAGGAUGGGGUGAUCCAAGGAAAGCUUCGCAUCCGAUCCAUGCCUGGAGCUUUCUUAGUGUUAGGAGUCAUUGUAGUGGUCGUGGGCACCGCUCUUGCUAUGGCGGGAUACUGGCCCUAUCAAAUAUCAAAAUCAUCUAUCCUGACAACUGCAGAGGGUGAACGUAUGUCUGAGUCGCAGGCCUCUGGCUGGAGUCUGGGAACUAAGGGCCUGCUGUCCACAGCCAGCCUCAUCCACAGUGAGCGGAUGAAGCUGCUUGGACCUGUCAUCAUGGGGGUUGGACUCUUCAUACUCAUAUGUGCCAACACAGUCCUAUAUGAGAACAGGGACAGAGAAACUCAGAUGCUGCUUGCUCAGAUGCGUACUGUAAUAUGCUCUGUCUCUACAGCUGUGCCCUCAGCCGACAUUAAAGAAGUAUCAGCAGCCAGCAGCUUGAUUGCCAAACAUUACCAGUGGGUGAGCAGUUUACCAGCUGCCCAUCUCAACAUCCUGUGUCUGCAGCAGCUGGCCAGCUCUGAGCCCCUGCUUCAAACCAUGCACCCCAGAGACCAGGAGGACAGUGUGCUGGGUGUCUAUCAGACAGAAGCUCUCCACCACCAGAAGUCAGAGCCUCCACCGUCCCUCCACUCCUCUACCUCCAACUCAUGCAAUUCCAGUCAGACAGACUUUAACAGUGGUGUUGAGCAGAGCGGUAGUGCCAGCUUCAAUUCACAGCCCGCCCCAUUCAUCAAGCUCAACAACUGCCUGGUGUCUGCCAGCUCCAUGUCCACCCUGGGGGAUGAGGUGGAUGUUUCAUCUGCACAGCCGAGGCGCUGCCACAGUAUGAGCUACAGGACUAACCAUUACAUAGGCCGAAAUGGUGUGUGUCUGAAGGAAGGAUUCGAUGCAGCUGGAGAGGAGGGUCGUUUAAAUCAGCUGGUAGCAAUGAGGAGAGAGGUUGGUCCACAGGUUUGUGUGAACAUCCCCGGACAGAUUGUGAACGCUGUGGAAGAGAAAACUCACCAAAGCUGGCCUCAGCUAGACCUGGGCAGUGGGAGACGAUAUCUGAAACUAGAGAACAAAGAAGACUCAGUGGACAAACUGCUGGACAAGUUAGAGCAACAGUGCUCUCAGUGGGAUAAGAACUUUGGUUCUGGGCCUUUCCAGUGAUGGAAAGAAACACCAUGACAUCCAAGGAGUAAUGAUAUUCUAACCUGGAUUCUAAAACUGCACUAUGUUUUUCUUUUGGGGAGAGGAAAAAUAGGAGUACGAAAUUUUUCUUCUCAAUCUUAAGCAGAAUAUUGAUACACUGAGGUUAUGAUUUUUGAUUGGCUGGGUUGGCACAUAUUUUAUAUAACUGAAGGAGGAGAGAGACAACGUACAGACCCUACACUGUCACUGAUGAGCAAAGCAAUGCAAGAAAUCAUCUUGCAGCUCUUUGCCAAAAUGGGUAUGCCUGAUUCCAGUGAGGGAGCGACAGAAGGGUGCAGGAAGAUGAAGAGGGGACUGUUUUCACUGUGCAAUCAGUUUUGAACCACACUACCUGGACUGCUGAGCCCAUAAAGUGUUGACAGCUCUUUGCAAAGGCAACUAAAUUGUUUUUUUUGGGUUUUUUUUUCCUCAACUGAGGUACCAUAUUCCAAAAGCAAUGCAUGGCAAUGAUGUACAGUAUGUUACAUCUUAAUACAUAUGCAGAUUUAUGUCAUUGUUGGUGUUAUGUGUAUAGGAAGUAAUGAUAAUUCCAGUUUAGUUUGACUUGGGUCUUAUUUUCUUGGGUCUGGCCUGUAUUUUUACAGUAUCCUUUACUAUGCCAUUGUCUUCACUAUGUUCAUCACUGAGAUAUGGGAACUCAAUGCUGUCUCUAAAAUGUGAUUGAAGUUUGUCAUGUAAGGUUUUUUGAAUACAGGUUUACAUUACAGGUUACAUUUGUGCAUUCAGAAGUGAAACUUUCAGAACACUACACACACAGGCCUAAAGUGAGCACUGUUGGCCAAAAUGACACAUUUUGCAUGUAAAAUGUUCUCAUGCCUUGAAAACAUUAAAAAAAACUUUAGUAAAUAUUUUCAUCAACAACAGAACUUUGCAAACAAAUUAAUAUUUCCUUUCAAUCUCUCAGUACAGAAUUAAUUUGUGCUAUAUGCUUAUGUUACUUGUUGAUACUUUACAUCACCAUAGUAUGUGCCAAAAAAGCACAUCACAGCAUGAAUUGUAUUCGUUCCUCCAAAGAUGAUGUUGCUAGAAUCUUGCUGCACUGAGCACUUUACUAUAAAACAGUAAGAACAGACAUUUUGUAAGAAAGUUUUCAUUUAUUUAUUAUAUUCUUGUGUGCAGGUCUUUCUGUGCCCACGAACUGUUGAUGACAUGCAAGCACUUGGGCAAGACAAAUUGGGACAUUCAUCUUCUGUACUAACAAGCUACAGUGUUUUCACCAACACAGACAUACACACUCAUGUACAUACACAACAUAACAGCAAAUGGCCAAGUAACCUUGUUUAUUAUUUUGGUAUAUUAUGUCAAUCAUGCUUAUGUUUUAUUUUACACAAUCACACUUAAUUAUUUAUAAACAAAAUGUAUUCUAUUUUUGUAGUGCUUUGCCAUGUCGGGAUGUUUCUUGGGUUUCAGCCUUUGUGCAGCACUAUGUAGCUCGCAGCGAAUAACAGUGUGAAGUUUAUAAAGACUUUAUAAAAAUGUAGUGAACAACAUCACUAUCUCCGUCUGUCAUAAAGACAUGCAGAUCUGUCUGUGUGUGCACUAUACACCAGCAGGCUGAGUGGAUACACACAACCACUGCUCUGUCUCUUCAUUCACUGUCUAGCUAAGUAACAUUAGUCGCAUGUAUGGAGCCAACUUUGACUUGUGUGUUUACAAACAGCAAUUGAAAUAUUCUACAUAUUAUGUCUUUUAUAAAUGGUUUAUAAUACACUACAAUGUAGAUGUGUGCAGAUGUUGGUUUUUGGUAAUGUAUUUGUCAAUGGCUACAACCUCUUGUGUAAACAAAUAAUGAAAAACAACAGAAUGCUGUUAGAAAACUAUAAAGUACAUCUACACAGGAGAAGUCGGGAUUCAUGACAAAUACUGUAUGUUAAUAAACAUAACAACAGUAUUAUUACUACAUGAUAACAUUAUAAAGCAUUUAUUAAAUGUUUAUAUUUUGCUUAUAACUGGUAAACAAAGUAUCAAAAAACUUGUCCAAUUUUCUGAUUGUGUUUUGUGACAUUAUUUUUGCUAAAACAAUGAAAACAAGACCCAAGUUGUAAGAAACUUUAAUUAUCCUAAAUAAUGACAGAAUCAGCUUGCAGUGGUGGAAGAAUUAUUCAGAUCCUCUGCUUAAGGUAGAGGUACUAAUACUACACUGUGAAAUUACUCCAACACAAGUAAAAAUCCUGCAUUCAAAAGCCUGCCUAAAUAAAAGCAUAUACUUAAAGUAUCAGAAGUAAAGGUACUGCAGUAUUUCUCAUGUGAAUUUGAAUUAAUUUUACUGCUGCCUUAACAUGUAUGUUGCAUUUUACCGCUGUAGAUGUUGAAGGCUGAGUUCAUAAAAACCAUUUUAUACACCGUUUUGUAGUUUCGCCUACAGCAAUGCAUCAUAUUCUAUAAGAUCAUCAUAUGUUUGUAGCAUGAGAACCACACAUCUUUUCAUGAAAAAUUCUGCAAUUAUGAUGAUGCAUUAUGAUGAUGCAUUCAUCAAGAGACUUUUCAAAGAGUUUAGUUAUCUUAAGGAGUAGGAAAUUUAAAGAACACAUAAAGUAACACUUCAAAAAAAUCUCAUUCCGCAAAUUUGGAGAUACAUGGUUUUCAUUGGAUAGAAAGAGAAAAGGUAACCUGAAAAGUAACUAGUAACUAAAGCUGUCAGACAGAGGUAUUAAAGGUAGUGGAAAGUACAGCAUUUGACUCUGAGACGUAGUGUAGCAGAAGUGUGAAGUAAAUGGAAAUACUCAAAAGUACAGUGCUUGAGUAAACGCACUAAGUUACAUUCCACCACUGUUAGCUUGUAAUGAAAGCAGGGGCACCUCCUGUUGGUCUGCUGGUGAUCAUUAUUUAAACUCAGAGUUGGAUAUGUGUUGUGGAGAAAAUGAAGGAGAGAUGAUGAUGGUCUUUCUUUUUGUUUGUGCUGUCUGUUGUGUAUAGGUGACACUGUGUCUUUUAAAUGUAUACCAAGCAAUAUGAGUCAUCUGACAGAGCAAUCAAUGUGUCGAAUACCAAAUGAAACAGCAUUGUCAUGCCUGUGUUGUAAAUAUAAGCCGAAACAAAAGCA